Molecule: messenger RNA, 1651 nt
Organism: Camelina sativa (false flax)
Lineage: Eukaryota; Viridiplantae; Streptophyta; Magnoliopsida; Brassicales; Brassicaceae
Product: pentatricopeptide repeat-containing protein At2g20710, mitochondrial-like
Cellular component (GO): mitochondrion
Molecular function (GO): protein binding
Source: RefSeq, a predicted model, not a curated record
AAACCUUUGAUAAAGAUUCACAAUUUAAACCUGAUUCUCUCUUCUCCACCUAAACCCUCAAUACCUUGUUCCUUCUUCUUCUUCCCUAUGUGGUUCUGCAACAAACUCAACAAUGGAGUCAAUCUCCUGUUGGGUAUACAAAGGAGAACGCUUUCUCGUGGAUAUGGAUCUUCUUCUAUGGGAAAGUUUGAUCUUUACAAAAGGAUCUCGCCUCUGGGAGACCCUAAGAUCUCAAUUGUUCCUGUUCUUGACGAAUGGCGUGGAGAAGGGAACUACACAAGCAAAGAAGAGCUUCGUGGAAUGAUUAAAGAGUUGAUGAAGUACAAACGAUUUGGUCAUGCUCUUGAGGUAUCGCGGUGGAUGUCUGAUAGAAUGUUCUUUCCUCUCUCGACGGCUGAUUUUGGUACACGCAUAAACUUGAUAUCAAGAGUAAGUGGACUUGGAGAAGCAGAGGUUUUCUUUGACAACAUUCCCAAAAAUGUGAAAGGUAUUGCUGUGUUUUCUAGUCUACUUAGCUGCUACGCACGUGCAAAGUCCGCAGAAAAAGCCGAGAGGCUUGUGGCAUCCAUGAAGGAAACGGGGAUUUCCAUGGACACCCGUUGUUACAAUCUUUUGAUGAAUAUGUACUAUCAGAUGAACGUUCAUGGAAAAUUAGAUGAUUUGAUGUUUGAAAUGCAACAGAACGGAGUCCCUUUUGACCAGUUUACUCUUGGUAUUCGUCUCAGCGCAUAUGCCGCAGCUUCUAAUAUCGAAGGAAUAGAGAAAACAAUAGAAAAAAUAUCAUCAAUGCCCCACAUGGCUAUUGACUGGACCAUUUAUAGCGCUGCAGCCAAUGCAUUCCUCAAAGUUGAGCUCAUGGAUAAGGCUACAAUGAUGCUUAAGAAGUGUGAGGAGCUUGUGAAUGAAGAUACUGGGAACGAAGCAUUUCACACGCUCCUGAAGUUGUAUGGGGAAGCUGGGCAAAAGGAUGAUCUUUGCCGGGUCUGGCUCGGUUUCAAAGAAAAGAGGAAAGUGUUCAACAUUGGAUACAGGACAAUGAUAAGCUCGGCUUUGAAACUUGGUGACAUUGAAUUAGCAGAGAAGGUUUUUAACCAGUGGGAAUCCAAGAAACUGGCUUAUGAUUUCCGGAUUCCUAAUCUGUUGAUCAAGUGCUACUGUGAAAAGGGUCUUAUAGAAAAAGCUGAGCUACUCUUAAAGAAAUUAGAAGGAAAUGGGGUUGAUCCACCUAUGGAUGUAUAUCUUUGCUUAGCAAAUAGUUAUCUUGAGACUGAUGAAAUUUCCAAGGCAACAGAAGCGAUUGAGCGUGCAGUCUCAUUGCAGCCAGAGACCAAACAUAGACUCGAGGCUCAGAGGGAAUUGCUGAAUUCAUGCUUAGCGUGUUUAAAAGGGAAUGGUGAUGGUAGAAAGAGGUUUGGUGAUGUUAUUGAUUCGUUGACAAGUGAGAAUCUCUUCUCUGUAGCUGCUCUUGAAACACUUUCUCAUCAUUUUUCAGAGAUCAAAGGAAACAAAUAGCAUUCUCUCAUUUUGAAGCCACUAUGCUUUAUAGGCCACCGAUUGACAAUGAACAGAGAAUUAGCUCUUCUUUUUCAAAAUAGUUUUAGGAUUUUCUGUUAUUAGUUUGUAAGUUAUGCACUGGAGAUCAAAUAAAUGU